UAGGAAAAAAUUUGCUACACUUAAAUUUCGUCCUGUUUCUGACUUAAAAUUGGAUAAAGUUAAAUUAGUUACAAUAAUACAUGAAUAUAAAUUUAUUGAAACACCGCCUAAUCUUUAUGACCUUGAAUUGAGUGAACAUCUUGAACAAAAGUGGAGACGUGGAAUAGAAGAGUCAAUUCCAAUGUUCUUAACAUCAUUUCAGCAUAGACACGUGGACACCAUUAUUUGUGAAUUGGGACAGAAUUGCAAUGGGAAAGAAGAAUUACAUCGUAUACAAUUGCCAAAAUUUCCACAAAAUGUUGAACAAAUGGCAAUUGCUCGUUAUUUAUUCAAACUACUUUUUAAUUGUGUUUUUGAAUAUUUUGAAAUUAGUUUUCCAUUUAAUCCAAAAAUGA
Messenger RNA from Meloidogyne enterolobii, 395 nucleotides. NCBI's taxonomy places the organism in Eukaryota, Metazoa, Nematoda, Chromadorea, Rhabditida, Meloidogynidae. The record is from the annotation of a GenBank genome assembly.